Molecule: messenger RNA, 1680 nt
Organism: Phytophthora infestans T30-4
Lineage: Eukaryota; Oomycota; Peronosporomycetes; Peronosporales; Peronosporaceae
Product: ATP-binding Cassette (ABC) Superfamily
Exons: 5
Coding region: 1-1680 (559 amino acids)
Biological process (GO): transmembrane transport; lipid transport
Cellular component (GO): intracellular membrane-bounded organelle; membrane
Molecular function (GO): lipid carrier activity; ABC-type transporter activity
Source: RefSeq, a predicted model, not a curated record
AUGCACACCUCCACUGAAAAUCUGGCUCAGCAACAAACAUUUUGGACGUUCAGCCGGUCUUUGCUGUGGAAGAACUGGCUCAUCAAGAAGCGCCAGCCUGCUGCUACCGCAUGCGAGAUCCUCGUGCCCACCUUCUUCAUAGUACUGCUUGGAAUUUUCAAGCUUAUCACGAAGACUGUUGACGUACCGGCCGGCUGGAGUGAUGACGCUGACAAUACCGCCAGCACCAGGUACAACCUGUUCCAGCCGACUGGGCCAAGCUUCGAGUGGGUUGACGUUGACUUGCCUAAAUUCGCGAUGUACGAGUCCACGAUGACCGGUCUCAUGCUAAAACUUAGUCUAUCGAGGAUGGCCUGCGGAGUGCUGGCUGGAGGUCUGGUCGAUACGAACACGUCGUCGCCCUUCAGCGUUCCGACUGAGUGCGCCGGAAAGGUUGUGCCGUACAAGAUUGGCGUGGCACCGGACAAUGCUUUCACUCGCAACUACUUCGCAGAGGCCAUGAAUUUGUGGUACCCUCGACUGGAUCUGAUGAACUCAACGACCGAGACGCUGACGAACCCGUCGUUCAAGGAAAGCAUCCAGUUCUUCGACACGAACGACGCACUGACGGACUAUAUGAAGAGUAACACGUACGGCGACAAAGUCGGCAGCCCCAAAAUAUACGCCGCGAUUGUGUUUGACUCGGCUCCGUCGGGAGAUGACAUCGGGACGUUUGGAUCCAUUGAGUACUCGCUGCGAUUAAAUGCAACCCGAGGUGAUGGUAGAGACUCGGUGGGUCGCGUGCCGACCACGGAUGGUGGUCUUACACUUGUCACCCGUUUUGUAACGUGUAUGCCCGAAUGGAACUCUGCCAACCAGUCGACUACGUGCAUCUGUCAGCGCUCACAGACUACCGCAGUCGCAUCAACAGAGCUUGACGACACUCUUCUCGAUGUUUUGAGCAACGAUGGUUUGAUCAAGGAGGCGCUCAAUGGGUUGGGCCUUUCCGAUAGUGCUGCUCUGUCGACUGCUCUGGCCUCGUUAUCGAGCAGUACCAGAGAAGCUCUUCUAACGCCGCUACGUCAAGCGCCUCAGCCAAUCAUGGGAGCUACGGUCGCCCCGUUUCCUGUUGACGACUACACCAGCUCUCCAUUCUACGCGAACGUGGCCAGUGUCUUUUCGAUCGUCUUUAUCAUGGUGUAUCUGUUCACUAUCUCGCGAAUUUUAGUGGUGCUUAUCCAAGAAAAGGAGCUGCGUCUACGAGAGUUUAUGAAAAUCCUCGGUGUGACUGAGAAGACCAUCACCUUGACGUGGUACAUGACGUACGCAGCGAUUCUCUUUGUCGGUGCUGUUGUCCAAGCACUCGCCGGUCUGGCAGGACUCUUCCCCAACAGUUCAUUGAUCGUCACCUUCCUCUUUUUCUUCCUGUUUGGACUGAGUGUGCUGGCGUUGGCUUUCUUCAUCAGCACUCUGUUCAGCAAGGCUCGUGCCGGUGCGUUCGUGGGAUUGGUGGCAUUCUUUGCCAUGUACGCAGUUUCGCAAGGAUUUUCGACUGGCACAGCCGAAAGUGCCAAGACCAUCGGCUCCACGGCUUUGAUGAUGUUUGUCUUUGACACGAUCCUGUACACAAUUCUCGGUCUUUACUUUGAGAAGGUUAUGCCCAAGGAAUACGGCACGUCGCUCAAAUGCAAAAGCAAGUAA